Molecule: messenger RNA, 4824 nt
Organism: Salvelinus fontinalis (brook trout)
Lineage: Eukaryota; Metazoa; Chordata; Actinopteri; Salmoniformes; Salmonidae
Product: peptidase inhibitor R3HDML-like
Exons: 6
Coding region: 1508-2353 (281 amino acids)
Source: RefSeq, a predicted model, not a curated record
AAGUGCAAGAGGUAUGGACUGUAGGUGCAAGCAAGGAUGACACAAAAGCAGAUUUUACCGUUUACUUGGAUUUAUUUUCUUACACGGUAAUAUGGGGAAAAGGGGCUGGACGGAACCAAAGCAAAGAAAGUAAAUAUCAAAGUUCCCCCUCUCCUAUCUAACCUGCCUACCCACUUAACUUACCUAACUUAGCACCGUCUGGUGCCCUAACCAAAAUACAGGGGGUGGUCCGCCCAGGUCUUACCUAGUGUGCCUAGACAGUAAAUAUACUACGGGUAUAUGUAUGCCCGCGGGCCUCUUGCCUAAGCACUCCCAAAGUGCCUUCUCCUUCCCCCCUGGGAACAAAUGAAACAGAGUAAUUAUUAAUGAUUUCACAAACACUCACAAACACAGGACAUAGAAAAACUGCUACCAACAACAACAGUACAUACCACACUUUCUGAUACACAACCCACACUAUAUCACAAUCUAAUUUUUCUCUCUCAAUCUCCAAAUCUCCAAAUCUCUACUCCAAAUCUCAUCUCCUCCUCUCUCAAUCUCUCUCCUCAUCUCCUCCUCUCUCAAUCUCUCUCCUCAUCUCCCCUCUCCUGGGGCAGAACACUGGCUUUUAUCUUCAGGUGGCAAUGGUGAUUAGUGUCAGCUGCUUCUUGACGAGGGGGCGGGGUCAGCUCCAAUCACCAAUUAGCCUGGGGUUGACCAAUCAGCUGGUUGGGGAGUACUUCAGGAAGCCAUCUCCUGAAACACACACUCAAAUACAAAACAGAACACAGAAACUGGGGAACGUAACAGACCGCUCCCCAUCCAACCUGACAGAGCUUGAGAGCAUCUGCAGAGAAGAAUGGGUGAAACUCCCCGAAUACAGGUGUGCCAAGUUUGUAGCGACAUACCCAACAAGACUCGAUGCUGUAAUCGCUGCAAAGGUGCUUCAACAAAAUACUGAGUUAAGGGUCUGAAUACUUAUGUAAUAUUUAUAUAAAUUGUAUAAAUUUGCACACAUUUCUAAAAACCUGUUUUUGCUUUGUCAUUAUGGGGUAUUGUGUGUAGAUUGUAUUGUGUGUAGACUAUUUAAUACAUUUUAGAAUAAGGCUGUAACGCACAAAAAAGUCAAGGGGUCUGAAUAAUUUCCAAAGGCACUGUAUAUAUAUUUAAAUGAUUACUGGAAAAUCUUGUGUUUGUGUAUUUUACAGGACCGAGUUUACAUAAUGAGUGUAUUGAGAAAGUUAAAUUGCCUAUCAAAUAGUUUUCUGGCCCCUGGGAAGGAACAUCUCUGUGGGAGAAAAAGAAGAAGAGGGAGAGGAAGAAGAGGGAGGAGAAGAGGAGGAAGAAGAACAAGACAGGAGGACUUGUGAGUGCGUCAGAUAUCCUGAGAGAGUUGGCCCAGUUAAAUUUCCCUGCCACAGAUGUCAAACGGUCUUGUUUGCAAAGCCUAGUGUUUAAGUGUGGAUCUGCUAGGCUUCUCUUCUCCUAUCUGGCUGAUCUGCUUUGCUCUACUGCACUAGAAUCACUGAUGAAGAAGCCUACUAGAACCCUGUGUUGCCAGAGCCCUACCCAGAGACAAGAGAAGAGGGUUGAGAUGCGUCCUGUUUGUGCUCAGCUCCUCUUAGCUGCCAUCUUGUGGUCAAUGCCUUACACUGGAGCUGCUGCUGUGCGGAUCCUAUCCAAAUCCAACUGGACCAACCAUCUCCACCUAACUAGACCUGGCUUCGAGUCAGACCCUGACUCUGACUGGAGUAAUCAGAAUCUUACCAGCAUCAGCGUGCCUCGUAUCCGAAGGAGGCGAGCCAUCUCCUCCAGAGAAAUGAAUUCCUUGUUGGAUUAUCACAACCGUGUCCGCUCCCAGGUCUUCCCUCAGGCUGCCAAUAUGGAGAUCAUGGUGUGGGAUGAGCAACUGGCUAAAUCAGCAGAUUCCUGGGCUUCCCGCUGCAUAUGGGAUCAUGGACCCUCACAGACAAUGAGAUAUAUGGGCCAAAACCUGUCCAUCAACUCUGGCAGAUACUGGUCAAUCAUUGAGCUGGUGAGGUCCUGGCAAGAUGAGAAAAACUCCUUCUCCUAUCCCAACACAUGCAGUGGACCAGUUUGUUCCCACUAUACACAGAUGGUCUGGGCCAAUACCAAUAAGAUGGGAUGUGCCAUCAACAAAUGCUCAAACAUGAAUGUGUACGGGAGCUCUUGGAGGACAGCAGUGUUCCUGGUUUGCAACUACUCUAUCAAAGGGAACUGGGUUGGAGAGGCUCCCUAUAAGAAUGGCAAACCGUGCUCUGCCUGUCCAUCAAAAUAUGGAGGUUCAUGUAACAGAAACCAGUGUUCCUUCAGUGGUUCAAAAGCCAAAGCCAAGAAAAGAAAAAGGUAUUAGAAAUACAUCAGUCAUACUUUCCCUGUUAUAAUGGAAGACUUUUAAGAGUUCAUUGUUUCUGGUCAAUUAUUCCAUUCCAUUCAUCUUAACAACAAACAACUGCAAGAGAGGGUAAGUGUGAAAGGUGAAGGAUUUCUAAACAUAAAAAACGAAUCAAAGCACAAGACCUGCUUUUUUCAGCGAUUCAAUUAUAGUACCACUAUUUUUGUGUUUAUCAUAAACUAAUGUUUGAUCCAUCCACUGGAUGUCAGGGAAAUAAUGUUUUCUCCCCCUCGGUCAUGAUGUUGUGAACUUAAAUCUAUGUAAACUCUUGGGUUGCAAAGCUCCAUUUUCUCGCCAUGACACAGAAAGAACCCAGCUACAAAAAACCAGACAGUACUUCUGUUGUAUUCAUUUGAUUAUGUUCUUUUUUGAAAAUGUUAAGAAGAUGAGUGCAAUGUACACUAUAUACAAAAGUAUGUGGACACCCCUUCAAAAUCGUGGAUUCUCUAUUUCAGCCACACAUUGCUGACAGGUGUAUAAAAUCAAGAACAGUCAUGCAAUCUCUCAUUGACUUUCAAUGUGGCACCGUCAUAGGAUGCCACCUUUCCAACAAGGCAGGUCUUGAAAUGUAUGCCCUACUAGAUCUGUCCCGGUCAACUGUAAGUGCUGUUAUUGUGAAGUGGAAAUGUCUAGGAGCAUCAACAGUGAAGUUGUAGGCCACACAAGCUCACAGAAUGGGACCGCCGAGUCCUGAAGUGCGUAUCGCGUUUAAAUCGUAAAAAUUGUCUGUCCUCUGUUGCAACACUCACUACCAAGUUCCAAACUGCCUCUGGAAGCAACGUCAACACAAGAACGGUUAGUCUGGAGCUUCAUGAAAUGGGUUUUGGCCGAGCAGCCGCUUACAAGCCUAAGAUCACCAUGCACAAUGCCAAGCGUCAGCUGGAGGGGUGUAAAGCUUGCUGCCAUUGGACUCUGGAGCAGUGGAAACACGUUCUCCAGAGUGAUGAAUCGCGAUGCCAGGAGAACGCUACCUACCCCAAUGCAUAGUGUCAACUGUAAAGUUUGGUAGAGGGGGAAUAAUUGUCACGACUUCCGCCGAAGUCGGCUCCUCUCCUUGUUCGGGCGGCAUUCGGCGAUCGACGUCACCGUCUUUCUAGCCAUCGCCGCUCCAUUUUUCAUAUGUCCAUUUGUUUUGUCUUGUUCCAUACACACCUGGUUUUCAUUCCCCAAUCAAUCUACAUGUAUUUAGUCCUCUGUUCCCCAUCAUGUCUUUGUCUGUAAUUGUUCAUUGUUAAAGGUGUAUGUUCAGGCGCGAUGCUUUUAUAGUUUAGGUUUCGUGUUUUUGGGAUCUUAUGUCAUUUUUUUGUGCCUAUUGUUGAAAGGAAUAAACGUGCGCCUGUUUACUCUGCUCUCCUUCACCUGACUUCGCCUCCAUUACACAGCCUUAACAAUAAUGGUCUGGGACUGAUUGUCAUGGUUCGGGCUAGGCCUCUUUUAACGCUACAGCAUACAAUGACAUUCUAGACAAUUCUGUGCUUCCAACUUUGUGGCAACAGUUUGGGGAAGGCCCUUUCCUGUUUCAGCAUGACAAUGCACCCGUGCACAUACCGAGGUCCAUACAGAAAUAGUAUGUCGAGAUUGGUGUGGAAGAACUUGAAUUGACUGCACAUAGUCCUGACCUUAACCCCAUUGAACACCUUUGGGAUGAAUUGGAACACCGACUGCGAGCCAGGCCUAAUUUCCCAACAUCAGUGCUCGACCUCACUAAUGCUCUUGUGGCUGAACAGAAGCAAGUCCCUGCAUCAAUAUUCCAACAUCUAGUGGAAAGCUGUCCUAGUUGAGUAGAGGCUGUUAUAGCAGCAAAGGGGGGACCAACUCCAUAUUAAUGCCCAUGAUUUUGAAAUGAGAUGUUUGACGAGAAGGUGUCCACAUACUUUUGGUCAUGUAGUGUAUUUGUAGGCCUAUGCCAAUGUGUUUAAGUCCACAAAUUGUUUGCACUGCUUUUGGUUAAUUAUUUGGCUCUUGAUUGAAAUUUUGCGAAGCUAAAAAUAAGCACUUUUAUAGUUACUGUUUUUUAUUAUUAUUAUUAUUAUUAUUUUAUAACACAUUUGUUUACUGUAGAUUUAAAGACAUUGAUCAUGUUGGUUAUUUGUUCUCUUGUAGACCAAUUCUUUUUUUAAUAACAUUGUAAUACACUUAUUACAGCUCAUGAUUGGCCUGAAUAUGAAAUCACUGUCAAGAAUUAUUUGAAUAAAAAAAAAAGGAGUUUAACUCAGUAGUGGGUGUUUAAACCUUACAGUUCCAGGUUGCUUUUCACUUAUAUCUGUAUUAAAAGGAGAUUGUCUUCCUAUUUCUUCCUUGCCAAUCCCAUCUUAAUAUUAAUGUACCUAAACACAGCAUGUCAGCAUAGAUAUUAUAAAUUGGAAACAAUGACUGGCUACAUGUGCAUGUUAUCUCAAAUGGCCCCUGGCCUGCAUCUGUGCUCAUUU